AUGCCGGGAACAUGUGAUGACCUGGUAUGGAGGGAUGUAAUGGAUAGAAAUCAUCAAUUAAAAGUGUAACAGUCCUAGAGUGCUCCUAAAGUAAUGACAUAUUAUAACUAGCAAUUUGUUACCUUUUUCUUUUAUUACUAUUACUUAUCCUUUUUUUUCAGUUAUUCUGUGAUGUCCUUCGGCAUACACAAGCAUGAAACGAUAAUGGUAACGAGAUUUUUAACGAUUCUUUGCAGAGCUCCUGGUCAUGCUAUGGGAAAAGUGGGUGUUGCAAAGUCGGUAGGAAUAAUUUUUCACUUGUUUUUGUCGUCAAAAUAAGUGAGUGAGUGAGUGAGUGAGUGAGUGAGUGAAUUCCGAUCUUGAUCCAAUUCUUACUCGAUGUUCACUGUGCUACAUAUUCUUUGUUCCGGAGUACUAGAGAAGACGAUAAACAUCUUAAAAUAAUUUCAGGAUGGCACAUGGAAAAACAAAGCUUUUCUUCGCAAAAAUUUUCAUAAGGUGUGAUCGGCGCAUGGUGAAAACUUACAGAAAAAUAACAACUUGCACAAUGCAGUGAGUUCGACUCAUUGCAUUGUGCAAGUUCACAUGUCAUGUCAUGUGAUCUCUUGAAAAUGGCAUCAAAAAAUGACCAGAUAAUUAUUGAUCUUUUAACAAUCAUUAUUUAUUUUUAUUACUCUAACUAGCAAGAAUACGGAAUUUUGGAAACAUCCUUAAUUUGAGCUUAAUGUACCUGCGGCUAAAAGACGGGUUCGGCAACCCUCAUAUUUUAUCAUUGAAUUAUAAUCAGUACAGUAUAUCAAGAUUCAUCUUUCUGCUAUACAUGCGAUUUAAAGCCCCCUAAAUGAAGUCGUUCUAUUUAUGUAUAACUCUGAAAAAAAAAUUGUGUUCUCAUAUGCUGAUUGCAUUACAGUGAUAGAGAAUUAAGGUCACUGAGCUUGUUUUUGAGUUACAGGAAAAUAAAAUGAAAAAAAGGACGUUGUUUUAGAGGAUGGAGUGUUGCCUUGACAACAUUAUUGUCAGUGAACAAUUAUUCAACAACAGUUUCGCAUGUCGUAUAAAAAUUUCCGAAAAAGUGGAAACUGUUGAAGCUUCGGUUCGCUAAAAUGUGUAAAAAGGCGAACGAACAACGAACGAGAGGCAAACUCUGUUAACUAUUUGUUUUGUUUUUACCAAAGAAUGUUCUACUGGUUUCCACUUCUUCGAGAAAGUGCAAGACUUGCCAACCAGAGGAGCUGCAGCUGUUCAACAUUUUACCUUUAAUGGAAGUCUGUUCCUCACUUUUGGCAACUAUAAUGGAGAUAUUCAGAAACACAAGACAAGUUCCGUGGUUUACAAGAUGGAUGAACCGACUGAAAAGUUCACAUUGUACCAGACCCUGCAAACUAGAGGUGCACUUGGCGUUGAGUACUUUUCUGUCGCUGAUAAACAUUUCCUUGCCGUGGCUUAUCAUUGGGAUGGUACGCACCAACUUGACUCUGUCGUCUUCCAAUGGAACGGACGGCGGUUUGUGGUGUUUCAGAAAUUACCAACAAAAGGAGCUGCACACUUCAAGUUCUUCACUUUAAGUAGAGAAAAAUAUCUCACAGUGGCAAAUCAUCAUGAUGGAAGUACCCCCUCAACAAAAUCAGUCAUCUACAAAUGGAAUGGCGUCAAGUUCAACAAGUUCCAGGAGAUAGCAACUGAAGGUGUCUUUGGUUGUACGACAUUUGAAAUAACCAAUGUCACUUUCAUCGCUUUCGCCAACUAUUACAACUCUCAACAGAAGUAUUCUGUUCAGUCCACUGUCUUCAAAUGGUCAGGAGGACACUUUGUCAAACUACAGUCUCUUCAAACUUAUGGGGCAAUUGACGUGAAGUCUGUUAAUAUCAAUGGUCACACAUUCCUCGCUUUUGCCUGCUACUUCUUUGGAAGUUCCCACAACACUGACCCGUUUAUUUAUAAAUGGGAUGGUACCAAGUUUGUUCUUUUCCAAUCCAUUCCUACUCGUGGAGCCGCUGCUUAG
Pocillopora meandrina is the source of this 2002-nucleotide messenger RNA. Lineage: Eukaryota; Metazoa; Cnidaria; Anthozoa; Scleractinia; Pocilloporidae. The record is from the annotation of a GenBank genome assembly.